Molecule: messenger RNA, 1449 nt
Organism: Mya arenaria
Lineage: Eukaryota; Metazoa; Mollusca; Bivalvia; Myida; Myidae
Exons: 5
Coding region: 125-1228 (367 amino acids)
Source: RefSeq, a predicted model, not a curated record
UCUACGUACAUGAAGUGUAUGCCAAUAUCGAGUUCAGGUAGAAUGGCUAUCCAACGUUAUUUCGUAAUAGCCUUAGGAUAGGGUUAUAGGAGAAAUAGAUGUACAGGUGAUUUAGAUUUGGAAAAUGACAGCAAUUAUAUUUCAUGUUUUAUGGAUGUGUUAUAUAUCGUCAACGGUCGGUGAAUUUAUGACAUACCAGAUGGAAGACUUGUGUGGCAAGACAGUCGGAGAGACGUCCACGGCGGGCAAAUUUAGCUUCGACUUCUCCAAGCUUACAUCCACGACAGGCUUCAACUGCUCUGUGACCGUGCAACCAGAGCUGACAAGCCGGCGUGAUGGGAGCACCAGUAAAGUCAUGGUCUACUUCACAGAGUUUGAGCUGGAAUCGUUCUGCACCGAAACCAACCUGACACUUUACGAUGCAAACGCGCCUGUUUCCGGUACCCAGAAGGAAAUGUGCGGCAGAAACGACACGCUGUUGAAAUCCUUCUUCUCCACCUAUUCAGACCACUUCCGGGUCGUGUUCAGGUGGAACAAGUACGGGGAAAGAUAUAGGAACGCCAAGUUUACCUUGAAUUACAUUUCAUAUUACGAUGGUCCUUGCGUCGACGAUGGACAGUCUAGAAAAUGUGGUUUGAGCGAGAGAUGCGUGCCAACAGAGUUCUACUGCUCGCUGGGCGAGGACCUCCACGAAUGCGGGUACACAGACGAGACCGAGUGUCAGGAGAUCGUUAUGAAUUGGUUGGAUAACUUAUUGGAUCAACUGAAGAACGUCGCAAUAGUCAUGGCCAUCGUGAUAGCCGCCUAUUUCGUCGUUCGCGUACUGCGAGCCUUGCGGGACCAAGGCUUAUUCAAAAAUUGUCAAUCCAUUGACAAAAUGAUUGCCUUUACAUCCAGACGAUCGCGACUGAAUGAGACUGGAACGACCGCAGCAGCGACUGAUGCUAGUAGAAAUUCUUUAACACUCGACAAUGUUUCUAGAAGGAACUCAAGUGCAAGUAGUAAUUCGUCCGAGGAGAAUGGUAAUCCAUCUAUAGAACGAUCGAAUCUGUCAAGUGAAAAUGAUAUUAGGUUGAACUUUGACAGCACGGGGCCGGACCAGAACUUUCUUUCCCCACCGGAACCGACCUCCCCUCUACCAAGUGGUGCCCCGCCCUCAUAUGACGAGGUCAUGGGGUCUUCUUACUCGCGGUCCAAUGACAAUAUUAACCAGUCAUCCAACGCUUGAGUGUCCGAGGGGUUGUAGGUCAAGUCUUACAAUGAUCAAGUCUUUCAAUAACACAUAUAUUCAUUUUCUUCAGGUUUUUACAUUUAUAUUUGAACAUUUGAAUAUUAUUUGAUAAAUAUUUUACACUGAACUUUAUAUAAUGUUAUGAUUUUCUUAUGUUCGUUUCUAUGUUGUAAUAAAUGUAGGUGUCUUUUUAAUGUAAUAAAGUAUUUUAACCGACA